GUGGUGAUGGCGAGAUGGACGGUAUUUAAGCCGCCCGGGGAGAGUUCACUGCCACGGUAGGACCAGAGCACACAGGCUUGGAUUCAAGAUGCCGAACUGGGGAGGAGGCACCAAGUGUGCCGCCUGUGAGAAGACGGUGUACCACGCAGAGGAGAUCCAGUGUAACGGGAGGAGCUUCCACAAGACCUGUUUCAUCUGCAUGAGCUGCAGAAAAGGGCUGGACAGCACCACGGUUGCGGCGCACGAGUCUGAGAUUUACUGCAAGUCCUGUUAUGGCAAGAAAUAUGGGCCAAAAGGCUACGGAUACGGGCAAGGAGCUGGAGCUCUGAGCUCUGACCCUCCUCGACAUGUGGGCCUGCAGCAUCACGAUGUUAGCUCUAAACCACGACCAGCUUCCACAAACUCCAAUGACAAGAAGUCUUCCCCGAAGUUUGGAUGUUCAGACCGCUGCCCUCGCUGCUCCAAAGCCGUCUUCGCAGCUGAGAAGGUGAUGGGAGCAGGGAAGCCCUGGCAUAAAACCUGUUUCCGCUGCGCCCUGUGUGGUAAAAGCCUGGAGUCGACCACCGUGACAGACAAGGAUGGAGAGCUGUACUGUAAAGUUUGUUACGCCAAACACUUCGGGCCAAAAGGAUUUGGACUGGGGAACGCCGCCAUGUUGGAGUAACGACAGGAAACUCUUGUGGUUUUAAACUCGCAUUCACUGUGUCACACAGCAGCUUUUUACCUUUCACCUUUACACUGGAUGAUGUUUGUUAUACAUGAAAGACGCCAUAUUGGGCAUCAAAAAACCUGAGCAGAUAAAAUGACAUAAAAAUGAUGGUUCAUUGUGAGUUCAAAAUAAAACUAUUAUGGUGAAAUGUAUCUUGAAUGGAGUUUUUUCAUGGAACAUGACAUUGUUUUCAU
Anarrhichthys ocellatus (wolf-eel) is the source of this 903-nucleotide messenger RNA. RefSeq names its product cysteine and glycine-rich protein 3 (cardiac LIM protein) (gene csrp3). The coding region runs from base 89 to 664 and encodes 191 amino acids. The record is from RefSeq and is a predicted model, not a curated record. Gene Ontology annotation, biological process: cardiac muscle contraction; sarcomere organization; muscle tissue development. NCBI's taxonomy places the organism in Eukaryota, Metazoa, Chordata, Actinopteri, Perciformes, Anarhichadidae. Gene Ontology annotation, cellular component: cytoplasm; Z disc; nucleus. The transcript has 6 exons. Gene Ontology annotation, molecular function: actinin binding; structural constituent of muscle.